This is a messenger RNA of Xiphias gladius (swordfish), 13377 nucleotides long. RefSeq names its product dynein, axonemal, heavy polypeptide 9 like (gene dnah9l). NCBI's taxonomy places the organism in Eukaryota, Metazoa, Chordata, Actinopteri, Istiophoriformes, Xiphiidae. The coding region runs from base 369 to 13166 and encodes 4265 amino acids. The record is from RefSeq and is a predicted model, not a curated record. Gene Ontology annotation, molecular function: dynein intermediate chain binding; minus-end-directed microtubule motor activity; ATP binding. Gene Ontology annotation, biological process: microtubule-based movement. The transcript is spliced from 90 exons. Gene Ontology annotation, cellular component: dynein complex.
GGAGUCGAGCUAAACUUCUUUAUUGUGCAAUAGACGGAAUAUUUAAUUACACUUAGCUAGAGUAUAUAGAAAGUCUUUAACAAAUAUCUUCAAGACAGCGAUGAGUGUUGACCUGCGGGGUUUGACAAAGUUUGCCUAAACAGAGGCGCUAGCUUGGAUGUCAUGGAUGUGCAGCUCAGAUUUACACGUUUCUCAUGUCGCUUUUGUAAAAGCAACAUGUACCGUGUGGAGAGACAGAAACUGGGCUAUUGUCACUGUCUAUUGUCCCCGCUGGUUGGCCACUGGACCGUGGCUUGUUAUACUCUAUAGAAACUCUGAUAGUUCAGUGGUCCGGACAGAUAUGGCAUAUCCUGAAGAAAGACUCUGGUAUGGUUCUGCUCCAUGGGGACCACCCAGGCCCCAACAUGGAGCUCCAGUUUUGGACCACUCAGAGAGAGAACCUGCUGGGCAUCCACUCGCAAAUCCAGAGCCCCAAAGUGGAGCAGAUCAUGGAGAUCCUGAGACGAGUCAAGAGCAGUUACUACUCCUCCUUUAAGGAUGUCUGCCUCAAAGUCAAUGAGGCGGUGCUGGAAGCAGAGGACAUAGAUCUGUAUCUACGCCCUCUGAGGAGACUGAUCAGCAACUUAGAAGAGAGGAGUUUCCCUCAAGUAGACGCUCUGCUGCCCCCUCUCUUCCACACACUCUGUCUCAUCUGGAGCAGUUCACAGUACUACUGCACUCCACAACGCAUUGUGGUCCUCCUGCAGGAGUUCUGUAACCUGAUCAUUGAAAAGGCCUUUUCCUACCUUAUCCCAGAGGAACUGUUUAAGAUGGAGCUUGAGGAAGGGGUGGAGAGAGUCCAUAUAACCAUCUCAGUUCUGCGCAACUUCAAGCAGUUGUUUCACACUCACCGCCAGCAGAUUCCCAAGUACUACAGACCAAGCCAGACCAUUAAGCUGUGGGACUUUCCGGCUACACUUGUGUUCCAGCAUUCAGACCGCAUCAUGGAAAGGCUGCUCAUGAUCCAGGAACUUUUUGCAACAGCGCUGGACUUUCUGAAGCUGGAGAAGGUUGAACUGGGUGGAUCCAGAGGGAAAGUCCUCAGUGAGAUGGUCCUCAGCAUGAGCGAAGAGUUUCAUGACCGCUGGCGGGCCCUCAGAGAGAGCAAAUAUGACCCCCUGGACUAUACUAACAAUGAUUUUGUGCAUCACUACAGGCACUUCAUGGAGCAGAACAGAGAUUUUGACCAGAGGCUUGGGACUGUCCUUAAUUUGGCUUUCCAGCACUCCAGAAAUCUGAAGUCCACCUUUAAGUUGUUAAAGAUUUUCGGUACCCUGCUUGAGAGACCCAGGAUCCAUCAGCUGUUUUCUCCUAACUACAGCAUGUUGUUGACCAUGUUCAACCAGGAAAUAGACAACUGUCAGUUUGUACUUGACCAACACAGAGAUGGGCUGCAGUCAGGCUGUGCAGUCCUGGGGAAAAAUAUGCCAUCAGUGGCUGGCAACCUCAAAUGGUCACAGGAGCUUCGGAAUCGCAUCCUCACCAAAAGGAGUAAUCUCUUCCAGCUGGCCCAUAUGCCUCUAGGGUGUGCUGAAGCGGAUGAUGUCCUCCAGAAGUGUGAGCAUGUUCUGGAGGUUCUUGAUCAGCAUGAUGAGGAGCUGUUCUCAGAGUGGACUGAGGGUUUGGAGGAAAUCUGUCAAACCCACCUGAAGGAACCACUGCUCACACUGGACACUGACAAACGCCUGUUCCAGGUCAACUUCAGUCCUGCUUUGACAUCAGUGCUAAGGGAGGUGAAGUAUCUGGGUAUGUUGAAGAACCAAAACAUUCCUAAAGCAGCUCUCCAUCUCUACGCCAAACGGGAGAGACUCUACAUGUACACACAGACACUGACCUUGGUGACCCAGUGGUACAACCAGCUCCAAAGUACCAUCCUGGCUGUAGAGCUUGGACUGGUGAAAGAUGAGAUGGAUGAGACAAGACGACAGCUAGAUCCAGCCCUUCAGGAGCUUACCUGGGCUCAGGAUGACCUAUGGGACUACAUUCAGAGCACACGAGACAUGGUCAAGAGCAUCUCUAGUCGUGUCCAGAAGAGCAAGGCUAAUGUGGAGGCUAUCCACGCCCUUAUGGGCAAAUUCAGCCACCGGGCCUUCAUCACCAGAAAGAGCCGUGGUUCUGCUCUCCUCAUCUUCUCUGACAUUGAAGAGAGUGUUUCCAAACAGCAUGCUCUCAUCACCACUACAGGGGAGCAGAUACACAAACUUCUGCAGGAGAACCAGUCUCUGUUCGGUGUGACAGACCUGGAAAGCAGUGAGUGGCAGGCCUACACAGACUAUGUGGAUCGGAUGAUCCUGGCAGGCUUCUCCAGUGCAGUACGCUGCUCACUGCAGUACUUCAUGGACAACACAGACGCAACCCAGCGUAUUACACCACUGUUUGAGGUCCAGCUGGUACUCAACAGCAGUGAGAUGACCUUUCACCCCUCAUUGGAUUUCAGCCACAGUGGUAACUUUUAUGAUAUUAUGGACAAGAUGGUGGCCAACAUCACGAAAAUGGCGUCCUUCAUUCCCAGAGUGUCAAAUCAUAAACAGCUGGAUAACUAUCAGUGUGACAUAAAUGAAAUGGAGGAUUUGUCAGAGAUGUGCCAUGUAAUCCGCUCACGGGCACGUGCAGCUAUCGCUAAAGUCAAGGAAUACCAGGGAUCGUUUGCCAGCUACCGCUACCUCUGGACUGAUGACAGGUCUGAAUUCAUGAGGCAGUUUCUACUUUAUGGCCAUGUGUUAAGUACAGAAGAAGCUGAGCUGUAUGCCGACUAUGAACUAAAAAAGAACCCACCCACCCUGGAAAACUUCAAAGAGCAGAUCAACCUGUUUGAGUCUCUGUAUUUACGAGUGAGCAAGCUGGAGGACAGGAGGGCGUUUAGUGGCUGGCUGCAGCUAGACAUCAGACCCUUCAAGCACACACUGAUGAAUGUCAUCAAGAGGUGGAGCUGGAUGUUCAAAGAGCACCUGCUGAACCACGUGAACCAGAGCGUUAGGGAAUUAUCCUCUUUUGUCCAGGACACAGCCCACGGUCUUUCUAACAAGGUGUCAGAUGGCGACUAUGUAGGUCUUGUGAACAUCAUGGGACACCUCAUGGCCAUACGAGACAGGCAGAUCAGCAAUGAACAGCACUUUAAACCUCUCAAGUCUACUGCUGAACUCCUCAAGACCUACGGGCAGCAACUGCCUGAGAGCGUCUACACACAGCUAGAAGAGCUGCCGGAGAAGUGGAAGAGUCUCAGGAAAAUUGCCUUCACAGUCAAACAUGAAGUGGCACCUCUACAGUCAAAUGAAGUUUCAGUCAUACGCAGGAAGUGUGUCCAGUUUGAGGUGAAACAGCAGGAGUUCAGAGAACAGUUUCGUACUGAACCUAUCUUUAAGGUCAGUGUGGAGGAGCCAUAUAAACUAAUUGAUAAGUCUAAUCGAGCAGUAGCAAUGAUGGAGGCGGAAAUGAAGAAACUUCAGGACACGGCUGAUCUAUUUGAGGUCAGCUUCCCAGACUACAAGCAGCUGCGCCAGUGUCGCUCUGACAUCAUAUUGGUCAAAGCAGUCUGGGACAUGGUUAUCUUUGUCAAGAACAGUAUAGAGGAUUGGACCAAGACUCCAUGGAAAGAGAUCAAUGUUGAGCAGAUGGACAUGGAGCUCAGACGAUUCGCCAAAGAGAUGAAGAUGCUGGAUAAGGAGGUGCGGUUGUGGGACGUCUACAUGGGUCUAGAGUCGACUGUGAAGAACCUGUUGACAUCUCUGAGAGCUGUCAACGAGCUGCAAAACUCUGCUGUCAGAGAAAGACACUGGCAACAGCUUAUGAACACCACCAGGGUCAGGUUUGUAAUGGGGGAGGGCACCACCCUGGGGGACCUUUUGGAAUUACAGCUUCACCGUGUGGAGGAUGAGGUCAAAAACAUAGUGGACAAGGCUGUGAAGGAAAUGGCCAUAGAGAAGGUUUUGGCAGAAAUAACCAAGACAUGGAGUGUUAUGUCAUUGUCAUACGAGAGUCAUAACAGCACAGGAAUCCCUCUGCUCAAAGCAGAUGAGAAUCUGAUAGAGACACUGGAGGACAACCAGGUACAACUGCAGAACAUCUUAAUGAGUAAGUAUGUAGAGUAUUUCCAAGUAGAGGUGAGUGGAUGGCAGAAGAAGCUGUUGGUGGCUGACCUGGUCAUCUCCUCUUGGAUGUCGGUCCAGAGGACCUGGGCCCAUCUAAACAGCAUCUUCACCAACAGCCACGAUAUCCGCUGCCAGCUGGCCAAUGACGCAGAGCGCUACCAGGGAAUACAUACUGACUUCAAGGGCUUGAUGACCAAAGUGGUGCAGAACAGUAACGUGGUAGAGGUGACUAACCAGCCUGGCUUCCUGGAGAACCUGGAGACUUUGCAACAGAGGCUCUCUGUGUGUGAGAAGGCCCUGGCCGAGUACCUGGAGACCAAGAGGCUCAUAUUCCCCAGAUUUUACUUUGUCUCCGCGUCAGACCUGCUGGAGAUUGUCUCUAAGGGAACACAGCCAAAACAGGUGACCAGACACCUGCUGAAGCUGUUUGACAACAUAGCAGAUCUUCGCUUCAAGAACUCAGACAGAAAUGGAGGACAAGAGGAGGAUGAGGAGGCAGUUGCUAUAGGGAUGUACAGCCGAGAGGGAGAAUAUGUUCCAUUCUCUGAGCCGUGUGUCUGUGAAGGACAGGCAGAGUGUUGGUUAAGUGCCUUGGAGAGCACCAUGCGCUGUACAGUCCGGAAGGAGAUCCAAGAGGCCGUAGCUGCCUAUGAAGACAAACCACGAGACCAGUGGCUCUUUGACUACCCUGCACAGGUAGGGUUGACUGGUAGUCAGGUGUGGUGGGCCACGGAUGUGGGCAUUGCCUUCGAGAGGGUGGAGGAGGGAUUUGAGACAGCCCUCAAAGACUACAACAGAAAACAGAUUACACAGCUGAACUCGCUUAUUCAUAUGCUGCUCGGAGAUUUAACUCCUGGAGACAGACAGAAAAUUAUGACUGUCUGUACUAUUGACGUCCACGCUCGAGACGUGGUCGCCAAUCUCAUAACUCAGAAGGUGACAGCUGGACAGGCAUUUGCAUGGCUGUCCCAGUUACGCCAUCGCUGGGAUGAUGAAACCAGACACUGUUACGUUAACAUCUGUGAUGCCCAGUUCCAGUUUAGCUACGAAUACCUGGGGAACACUAACAGACUGGUCAUCACUCCACUCACUGACAGGUGUUACAUAACCUUGACCCAGUCCCUCCAUCUGACUAUGAGUGGUGCCCCCUCAGGCCCAGCUGGUACUGGUAAGACUGAGACUACUAAGGACCUUGGACGCUCCCUGGGUAUCAUGGUUUAUGUUUUCAACUGCUCAGAACAGAUGGAUUACAAGUCCAUAGGUAACAUUUAUAAGGGUCUGGCUCAGACAGGAGUUUGGGGAUGCUUUGAUGAGUUUAACAGGAUCUCAGUGGAAGUGCUGUCUGUGGUAGCUGUGCAGGUCAAAACUAUACAGGAUGCUGUACGCAACAAGAAGCAAAGGUUUCAUUUCCUGGGAGAGGAGAUUGAGCUGAAGCCCACAGUGGGAAUCUUCAUCACCCUGAACCCUGGUUAUGCUGGCAGGGCUGAGCUCCCGGAGAACCUCAAGGCUUUAUUCAGGCCCUGUGCCAUGGUGAUCCCAGACUUUGAGCUGAUCUGUGAGAUCAUGUUGGUUGCAGAAGGAUUCAUAGAAGCUCGUCUGCUGGCACGCAAAUUCAUCAGCCUCUACACACUUUGUAAAGAGUUGCUGUCCAAACAAGAUCAUUAUGAUUGGGGAUUAAGGGCCAUCAAAUCAGUCCUGGUUGUGGCAGGAUCCCUAAAAAGAGAGGAUCGUAGCAGGCCUGAAGAGCAGGUGCUGAUGCGGGCGCUGAGGGACUUCAACCUGCCUAAGAUAGUGACCAGUGAUGUUCCCAUAUUCCUCGGGCUGAUCAGUGACCUGUUUCCUCAGCUGGACGUGCCCAGGAAGAGAGACCCUGAGCUGGAGAACGCUGUUCGCCAGUCAGUCAGUGAACUGCGUCUGCAGCCUGAGGAGAACUUUAUACUUAAGGUCACCCAGCUAGAGGAGCUGCUGGCUGUCAGACACUCUGUGUUUGUAGUAGGCGGACCAGGGACUGGAAAGAGCCAGAUCUUGAAGACUCUCCACAGAACCUAUGCAAACAUGAAGAUGAAGCCUGUAUGGAGUGAUAUCAACCCUAAAGCUGUGACUACCGAUGAGUUGUUUGGAUACCUGCACCCUGCUACCAGAGAGUGGAAAGAUGGUCUGUUCUCCUCUACAAUGAGAGAGCUGACCUCAGUGGGCCAUGAUGGACCCAAAUGGAUUGUUCUGGAUGGAGAUAUUGACCCUAUGUGGAUUGAGUCACUCAACACAGUUAUGGAUGACAACAAGGUACUGACUCUUGCCAGUAACGAGAGGAUCAGUUUGUCCUCCUCCAUGCGUCUGCUGUUUGAGGUCUCUCAUCUGAAGGCAGCUACUCCAGCUACUGUGUCCAGAGCAGGAAUACUCUAUGUCAACCCACAGGACCUUGGCUGGAGCUCUUAUGUGACAAGCUGGAUAGACACCCGAGAGGCCCAAUCAGAACGAGCCAACCUCACCAUUCUCUUUGAUAAGUAUGUGCCAUACUGCCUGGAACAAGUCCGCUGCAACCUGAAAACCAUCACUCCCAUACCAGAAAACAGCAUGGUGCAGACACUGUGUUCCUUGUUGGAUUGCCUGUUGACAGAGAACAACACUCCAGCUGACUCUCCCCGAGAACUCUAUGAAAUCUACUUUGUCUUUGCAUGUGUCUGGGCCUUUGGCGGGGCUCUCUUCCAGGAUCAUCUGAAUGACUACCGUGCCGAAUUCAGCCGCUGGUGGUCUAAAGAGAUGCGAGCUGUGAAGUUUCCUUCCCAGGGUACCGUCUUUGACUAUUUCAUAGACUCUGAGACUAAAAGGUUUACUCCCUGGAGCGAGAAGAUGUUGCCAUUUGAGCUGGAACCUGAUGUACCAUUACAGAUGGUGCUGGUCCACACCCCAGAAACUAUUUGUCUUACCUACUUCAUUGACCUGCUGCUCCAGAGAGGCAAACCUAUCAUGUUAGUGGGCAAUGCAGGAGUGGGCAAGACCAUCCUGGUGUCUGAUAAAGUCGCCAAGUUGAAGGAGGACUACAUGGUGGCCAAAGUCCCAUUCAACUACUACACCACAUCAGCCAUGCUGCAGCGUGUCCUAGAGAAACCCCUGGAGAAGAAAGCUGGUCGUAAAUUUGGUCCUCCUACCGGCAAGAGACUCAUCUACUUCAUAGAUGACCUUAACAUGCCUGAGGUGGACGUUUAUGGGACCGUUCAGCCACACACACUCAUACGCCAGCACCUUGACUACAACCAUUGGUAUGACAGACAACGGCUGGCACUGAAGGAAAUACAUAACUGCCAGUAUAUUACCUGUAUGAACCCGACCGCUGGAAGCUUCUCUAUCAACCCCAGACUACAGAGACAUUUCUCAGUGUUUGCUGUACAUUUCCCGAGUGCUGAUGCAUUAGCUACCAUCUUCUCCAGCAUCCUGUCAGCUCACUUCCUUCAUGGAGGAUUCAGCUACGGCGUCUCUCGCUCAGUCGGAACUCUCAUACAGGCAGCUAUUUGUCUGCACCAGAAAAUCAGUCAGAACUUCCUUCCCACGGCCAUACGCUUCCAUUACAUCUUCAACCUGCGAGACCUCUCCAACAUCUUCCAGGGCAUCCUGUUUGCCCUGCCGGAGUGUAUCCGUUACCCCAUUGACCUGGUUCAUCUAUGGCUCCAUGAGAGCUCCAGGGUCUACUCUGACAAACUGAUGGAAGAAAAGGAUGUGGAACUCUUCAAUAAAAUCCUGAUGGACACUGGCAAGAGAUAUUUUGAGGGAAUAGAUGAGUCCAUCUUUAUCCACCAGCCUUUGGUGUACUGUCACUUUGCCCAGGGAGUGGGAGAGCCUCGCUAUCACCAGGCUUCAGACUGGGAGAAACUCCAGAAGACACUGGCUGAUGCUCUGGAGCAUUAUAAUGAGCUGCACGCUGUCAUGGACCUGGUACUGUUUGAAGAAGCUAUCCAGCACGUGUGUCGUAUCAGUCGUAUCCUGGAGGCCCCGUACGGUAACGCACUGCUGGUGGGGGUUGGGGGCAGCGGGAAGCAGAGUCUGUGUCGGCUGGCUGCCUUCCUCAGCAUGCUGGAAGUUUUCCAGAUCACUCUGCGUAAAGGCUAUGGCAUCAAUGAUCUUAAGAGUGAUAUAGCAGCAUUGUAUAUAAAGGUGGGGGUGAAGAACAUUGGGACCGUGUUCCUUCAUACAGAUGCGCAAAUUCCAGAUGAACGCUUCCUGGUGCUCAUCAACGAUAUGCUGGCCUCAGGGGAUAUACCAGACUUAUUUGGUGAUGAAGAAGUGGAUAUUAUUGUGACAUCCAUCCGUAUGGAGCUCAGAGGACUAGGACUCAUAGAUACCAGAGACAACUGCUGGAACUUCUUUAUUGAGAGGAUACGAAGACAGCUCAAGGUUGUCUUGUGUUUCUCUCCGGUGGGAUUCACGUUGCGGACACGUGCACGAAAGUUUCCAGCACUGGUGAAUUGUACAGCAAUAGACUGGUUCCAUCCCUGGCCGCAGCUCGCCCUGCAGUCUGUCAGCUCUAGUUUCAUAGAGAAGAUACCUGGACUGGAGCAAAAUGUGAGGGCAUCUGUCAGUGGGUUCAUCUCUUACACCCACACUAGUGUCAAUGAGGUGAGUGUCAAGUACCAGCAGAAUGAGAAGCACUUUAACUACACCACCCCAAAGAGUUUCUUGGAGUUUAUGAAGCUGUAUGGCAAUCUGCUGGGGAAAAAACGCACAGAGCUGGCCCAGAAGAUGGAAAGAUUAGAGACUGGCCUACAGAAACUGCAGUCUACUGCCUCACAGGUGGAGAAUUUGAAAGCCAAGCUAGCAGUGCAGGAAGUGGAGCUGUGGCAGAAGAACACAGAUAUCGAAGCUCUCAUUGCUAAGAUAGGACAACAGACAGACAAGCUGAACCAAGAGAGGGCUGUGGCUGACGCUGAGGAGCAAAGGGUGGCAGCAAUUCAACUUAAUGUUACCAAACAGCAGCAGGAGACUGAGGAGGAUCUGGCCAAGGCUGAACCCGCCCUACAGGCAGCUAAUACAGCCCUUAAUACACUGAACAGGUUGAACCUGACAGAGCUGAGGACGUUCCCCAACCCUCCAGCUAUUGUCACCAAUGUCUCUGCAGCCGUUCUGGUGCUUCUGGCUCCCCAAGGCCGAAUCCCCAAAGAUCGCAGCUGGAAGGCGUCCAAGAUGGUUAUGAGCAAGGUGGAUGACUUCCUGCAGGCUCUUGUGAACUUCGACAAAGAGCACAUCCCCGAGGCCACAGUGAGGUGUGUCAGAGACGAGUACCUCAGUGACCCAGAGUUCAACCCUGAGUUUGUACGACAGAAGUCCUCAGCUGCUGCAGGGCUCUGUGCCUGGGUGAUCAACAUCAUACGCUUCCACGAGAUUUUUGUGUUCUGUGAGGUAGAGAUGAAGAGGAUGUGUUUGUCUCAGGCCAAUGCUGAUCUGGCCGAGGCUGCUGAGAAAUUAGAGGCCAUCAGAAAGAAACUUGCCGAGCUGGACAGUAGUCUGGAAACUCUGACAACAGCAUUUGAGAAAGCCACAUCAGAGAAACUACGCUUUCAGGAAGAAGUCAACCGUACCAACAAGACAAUAGAACUAGCCAAUCGGCUGGUCAAAGGGCUUGAGAGUGAGAACGUGCGUUGGGCCCACUCAGUGGCUCAGUACCAUGAACAGGAGGAAACACUCUGUGGGGACGUCCUCCUAACUGCAGCUUUCAUCUCUUAUGCCGGCUCUUUCUCCAAGAAGUACAGGAGAGAGCUGCUGGACAGACUCUGGAUGCCGUUUCUGCGCAGCCAGAAGAUUCCAAUCCCCAUGACAGAGAGCUUAGAUCCAGUGUCAAUGCUGACUGAUGACGCAAUGGUUGCUCAGUGGAACAAUGAAGGCUUGCCAGGAGACAAAAUGUCCACUCAGAAUGCGACCAUCCUCACUAACUGUGAGCGCUGGCCUCUCCUCAUUGACCCUCAGCUGCAGGGCAUCAAGUGGAUCAAGAGCCGCUAUGGCAGCCGCCUCAAGGUUGUCAGCCUAGGGCAGAGAGGUUAUGUAGAUGUGAUAGAACAGGCUGUAGUGGCGGGUGACACCGUCCUCAUUGAGAACCUUGAGGAGACCAUUGACCCUGUUCUCGACCCUCUGCUGGGACGGCACACAAUCAAGAAGGGCAGAUGUAUAAAGGUUGGGGACAAGGAGUGUUUCUUCCACCCAGGCUUCAGACUGAUCCUACACACUAAAUUGGCCAAUCCUCACUACAAGCCAGAGAUUCAAGCCCAAACCACCCUCAUUAAUUUUACCGUGACCAGAGAUGGACUGGAGGACCAGCUUCUGGCCCAGGUGGUGAAUCAGGAGAGACCUGACCUCGAGCACCUCAAGAGCGAACUGACCACACAGCAGAACAUGUUUAAGAUUGAGCUGAAGCAUCUGGAGGAUGAGCUGCUGACCAGGUUGUCUGCUGCAGAGAGUAACUUCCUGGGUGACAACAUGCUGGUGGAGAAGCUCGAGACAACCAAGCAAACUGCUGCUGAGAUUGAGAUGAAGGUCCUGGAAGCUAAAGUUAAUGAGGUGAAGAUAAAUGAAGCUAGAGAACACUAUCGUCCUGUUGCUGUCAGAGCAUCUCUUCUCUACUUUAUCAUGAACGAUCUCAACAAGAUAAACCCCAUGUACCAGUUCAGCCUCAAGGCCUUCAACGUGGUUUUCCACAAAGCGGUUGAAAUGGCAGAGGCCUGUGAGGACGUGAAGAGCAGAGUGAACACCCUUAUAGACUGUGUUACCUACUCCACCUUCAACUAUAUCAGCAGGGGACUAUUUGAGAGAGACAAGCUCACCUUUACUGCACAGCUUGCCUUCCAGUUGCUCCUGAUUAGUAAGGAGAUAGAUGUGCGAGAGCUAGACUUCUUACUACGUUUUAACAUUGACCACAACUAUAUCAGCCCCCUCGACUUUCUGUCUAACUCAGUGUGGAGCGCCAUCAAGGUAAUGAGUUUCACUGAUGAGUUUCGUGGUCUGGACCGGGACAUCGAAGGCUCUCCUAAGCGCUGGAAGAAGAUGGUGGAGUCAGAGUGUCCAGAGAAGGAGAAGUUUCCUCAGGAGUGGAAAGGGAAAAGCUCCCUGCAGAAACUCAUCAUGAUGAGAGCCCUGAGACCUGAUCGUAUGACCUAUGCUCUUAGGAACUUUGUGGAGGAGAAGCUUGGCGUUAAAUACACGGAGGGCCGGAAGACAGAGUUUGCAAAGUCCUUCAGAGAAAGUGGUCCGGCCUCACCUGUGUUCUUCAUCCUCUCUCCUGGAGUGGACCCACUUAAAGAUGUGGAAUCACUUGGAAGGAAGCUGGGUUUCACUAUCGACCUUGGGAGGCUUCACAACGUGUCCUUGGGUCAGGGCCAAGAAGCUGUGGCUGAGGUUGCUGUGGAGAAGGCUGCCAAGGAGGGCCACUGGGUUAUAUUGCAGAACAUCCACCUGGUUGGUCGCUGGCUGGGUUCGCUUGAGAAGCUCCUGGAGCGCUGCUGCGAAGACAGUCAUCCAGACUACAGAGUGUUUAUGAGCGCCGAGCCGGCACCAACACCUCAGGAACACAUUAUCCCACAGGGCAUUCUGGAGAACGCUAUCAAGAUCACCAAUGAACCUCCUACGGGCAUGCAUGCCAAUUUGCAUGCUGCUCUGGAUAACUUUGACCAGGACAUCCUGGACCAGUGCACCCGUGAGCAGGAGUUUAAGACCAUCCUCUUCUCUCUGUGUUACUUCCAUGCCUGUGUGGCGGAGAGGAGAAAGUUUGGUCCUCAGGGUUGGAACAGAAAGUAUCCCUUCAACACUGGAGACCUGACCAUAUCAGUAAACGUCCUCUACAACUACCUGGAGGCUAAUGCACAGGUGCCGUGGGAGGACCUGAGGUAUCUGUUCGGGGAGAUCAUGUAUGGAGGACACAUCACUGAUGACUGGGACAGACGUCUCUGCAGAACAUACCUGGAAGAAUACAUGCAGCCCAACCAGUUUGACCGGAAGCUUGCUUUGGCUCCUGGGUUUGUCGUCCCCUCCAAUCUGGACUAUAAGGGCUACCAUGAUUUCAUAGAUGAGAUGUUGCCACAUGAGAGCCCGGUGCAUUAUGGGUUGCACCCCAACGCAGAGAUUGAGUUCCUGACAGUGACAUCAGAUAACCUUUUUCACACCCUGCUGGAGCUGCAGUCUCCUGAUGCUGUGAUGGGGGAGGGAGCCUCACAGAUGCUGGAGGAGAAGGUGAAAACUAUUUUAGAUGAGGUGAUGGAAAAGCUACCAGAAGAGUACAAUAUGUCCGACAUCACCUCCAAGACAGCUGAGCGAUCCCCGUACAUCCUGGUUUGCUUCCAGGAGUGUGAGCGCAUGAACACACUCAUCUCUGAGAUACGACGCUCACUCAGGGAGCUUGACCUAGGACUCAAGGGUGAAUUGGCCAUCUCCCCUGAGAUGGAGAAGCUGCAGACGGCCUUGUUCUUUGACAAUGUCCCUGAUACCUGGACCAAGCUGGCUUACCCCUCCACCUACAGCCUGGCGAUAUGGUAUAAUGACGUGCUCCAGCGUUGUAAAGAGCUGGACAGCUGGACUCAGGACCUGUCUCUGCCCAGUGUCAUCUGGCUGUCUGGACUUUUUAACCCACAGUCCUUUCUCACUGGUAAACACACAUUUGUGCAUAUAGAUAAGAAGGUGAUGCAGUCUCUGGCGCGAAAGAACGACUGGCCCCUGGAUAAAGUGAACCUGACAGUGGAUGUGACCAAGAAGUUUAAGGAAGAGUUCAACCAGCCUGCCAGGGAGGGUGCAUACAUGUAUGGACUUUACAUGGAAGGUGCAAGGUGGGACAGUCAGGCUGGAGUGAUCACUGAGGCCCGUCUAAAGGAACUGACCCCUUCCAUGCCUGUCAUCUCAGUCCGAGCUGUGCCCAAUGACCGCCAGGAGACCAGGAAUAUCUAUGAGUGUCCGCUCUACAAGACCAAGAUCAGAGGACCCACAUAUGUGUGGACUUUCAGCCUCAAAACAAGGGAGCGGCCCGCUAAGUGGGUUCUGGCCGGAGUGGCUCUGCUGCUCAGUGUGUGAGAGGAGUUUUUUUUAUAGGGCAAAGUAGAUGUCUACCGUGUGUUUAAAAAGGGUGUUCCUCAGCUCUCUUUUUAUGUCCCUAUUGCACUUGCUUGUCAUCCAUAUUGUUAAUUUUAUAAAAUUUUACCUACAGUGCAAAUAAACAUUUUACUGGAGGAUGGAGGCUGUCUCAAGCAGAGCAAAGUCACAGGAAUGGAAUCAGAUUUUCUUU